This is a messenger RNA of Phasianus colchicus (ring-necked pheasant), 768 nucleotides long. NCBI's taxonomy places the organism in Eukaryota, Metazoa, Chordata, Aves, Galliformes, Phasianidae. The record is from RefSeq and is a predicted model, not a curated record.
GAAGGCGAGAGAAAGAGAGAGAGAGGCGUUAGCGAGGGCCGUUACCGGCCGCCGGGAAGGGGCCCAAACAUGGCGGAGGCGGGGGGAGAGCCGCGGGGGCCGAGGAGGGGAUUUACCCAUCACUGAGUCUCUGCUGUUUCCUCGCAUACAUUACCAUCAAUGCCCGGCCUGUGUGUAUAGGCUGCUGCUGAGAGGAGACCUCAGGAAGCUGUUGGAGGGCUUGGAGACAGGAGCGGAGGAUGACGCAGCAGGGAGCUGUUCUUCAGGGUUACAACAACGAGCUCGUCAAGUGUAUUGAAGACUUGUGUAUGCAAAAAGAGGAGCUGAACAAACAGAUCCAGCAAGCAGAAGAGGAAAAAAGUAAACUCCAGCAUGAAAUUCAAGUUCUGAAUGAACAGUUGGAGUGUGUGUGUGAAAACCUGGCUCAGAAGGUAGCUUCGCGAAAUGAGCUUGAUAAAAUUCUCGCUGAAACUGAAGCUGCUUACAUGAAGAUUUUGGAUAGUUCCAGAACUUUGCUUAAUGUCCUGAAGAAAGAAGUGGGAAGCUUAAAGCAUGCACCAGAACUGAAAAGUAAUGUAACCUGAAGCUGUCAAAUGUCUGGACUUGCCAGUUCUAAAACCCCACUAGGUGAGAUGUGGUCAGACACAGAACCCUACAACAGAAGUAUAAGCUGAGGGGGCUUUCUUCCAACCUUUCCACAUUUCCCAUGAUUUUUAAAUGCAUUAGAAAAACUGUAGAUAAAACAAAUGAAAUAAAGUUACUGUUUUC